Acipenser ruthenus (sterlet) is the source of this 1483-nucleotide messenger RNA. Its product is annotated as olfactory receptor 4B13-like. NCBI's taxonomy places the organism in Eukaryota, Metazoa, Chordata, Actinopteri, Acipenseriformes, Acipenseridae. Gene Ontology annotation, cellular component: membrane. Gene Ontology annotation, biological process: G protein-coupled receptor signaling pathway. The record is from RefSeq and is a predicted model, not a curated record. Gene Ontology annotation, molecular function: olfactory receptor activity; G protein-coupled receptor activity. Bases 300 to 1238 code for a protein of 312 amino acids. The transcript has a single exon.
AGCAUGGCAUGGCAUAUCUGGUUUCAAGGAUUCUGCAUGCUUACUAUUCAUUCUGUAGUUAAGUCUCUGUAUAUGAAGGAAACUGAGUGUGUACAUUCAUGCUCAGGUAAAGGGCAAUACAGUGUGAUAAAGUGUUUACUCUAGUCUUUAAUGAACUCCUAUUUUUUAUGGAAAAUAUUCCAUGUAAGUGAUUUAAGUGAUGUAAGUGAUUAAGUAAGGGACUACUGCUCCAUAAGUUAAAAACUCCAAUAACAUUUUCCCUUUCUUUAUCCAGACUACAAAUAGCUCUUCUGGACAAGAUGAACACCACCAUCGAUGACUCUUCCAUGUUAAGUUUAGAGGGCUUCAUUGUGUCUCCUGAAGCUGCUCAUCCUCUUUUUCUGUUAACAUUGGCAGUAUAUCUGGUUAUUUUUAUUGGAAAUGUUACAGUAUUUUCUGUUAUUGUUUUUCAAAAGAAUCUACACGAGCCAAUGUAUCUCCUGCUAUGUAAGAUGUCUGUUUGUGAUUUGAUUGGAAGCACAGCCAUAAUGCCUAGAUUAAUGGCAGACUUCCUCACAGAGGUUAGAUAUAUCUCAUAUGCAGCUUGUGUCGUUCAGGCUUUCUGUGUUCAUUUCUACGGUUCAGCAGCUCAACUGAUAUUGACUGUAAUGGCUUAUGACAGAUACAUUGCAAUUUGUGACCCAUUAAGAUACAACAGCAUAAUGACAACUAGUACUUUGGUGAAGCUGUGCUCCCUUGCCUGGGGAGGGGCAUUCGUUUUAAUAAUAAUCCUCUUUGCUCUUACUCUUAGACUUCCGAGAUGCAGAUCACGGAUAGGACAUGCUUAUUGUAGCAAUGCAGCUUUAUUUCUUUUAUCUUGUGCUGACACUACUGUAAAUAACAUUUAUGGCUUAUUUAUUACAGUUUUUCUAAGCGGUUUGUCUUUUUUGGUGAUUGUCUGGACGUAUAGUAAAAUACUAAUUACAUGUUCAUAUAAAAGGCAAAGCAGUAGUAAAAGCAAAGCCAUUCAUACAUGUGCUACUCACUUAACUGUCUAUAUUAUUUUUGAAUUCAGUAUUUUAUUCAGCAUCAUUAUGCAGCGAUUUCAAAAUGUCAGCCCAAAUGCACGGAAAAUGUUUGGGGUGUUAAGUACGACCUUACCACCGUGUGUUAAUCCUAUCAUUUACGGAAUUCAUACAAAAACCAUUCAGAAUAAUGUUUUAAAAUGUUUUAAAAAUACAAUACUACCAAAUCAAUGAUGCUGGUGGUGCAUUAUGCAACAUUCCGUUUUUUAAGUCAAUAUUUAAUUUACACGAGUACAUCAGUUCAAUGAAUAAUAAAUAUAUACGAACAUGGUUCAUUAAUAUGUAUUAAAAUAGAUAUAAUAAAGCAAACAGGGAAGAAACACUGGGAUAUACAAUAUUAGCUGUCAGAUUCUGUAUCAAUAGAUUUAUUGUAUUAUUUUCCUAAUAUUAUUGUACAUUUAUGAUAAAACAAUAAAAAA